Messenger RNA from Lottia gigantea (owl limpet), 621 nucleotides. RefSeq lists its product as hypothetical. The transcript has 4 exons. Lineage: Eukaryota; Metazoa; Mollusca; Gastropoda; Lottiidae. The coding region runs from base 1 to 621 and encodes 206 amino acids. The record is from RefSeq and is a predicted model, not a curated record.
AUGUCUCCAGAUAUUUCCUACACUAUCAGUGGAUCAAACCAGUUAAAGAUAAAACUAGAAGAAAAUGACUGUUCUGUAAAUGAUAAUUUAGAAUUUGGAAUUAGAAUUAAUUCUUACCCAGGUAAUAUGAAUUUAACUUGUCACAAUCCAACUGUUUCUACACCACAACUCUGUACACAGACUACUAGUAAAGUUACAACCACUAGUACAAGUACAGUAACAACUACAAAUCCAGUAACAACUACAAGUCCAGUAACAACUACAAGUCCAGUAACAGCUACAAGUAUAGUAACAGAACCGUCAGAUACUGCACCAACUGGUACUAAUACAGCAUCAUCUGUAGAAAUAUCUUCAACUGAAAAAGCGUCAAAAGGAACUACAAAUUGUCAGAAUAAUAAAACUAAUAACAGUACAGAUAUGAGUGAUCUAGAUGUAGGAUUGUUAGGAGGAUUGAUUAGUUGUAUUAUUGUAAUAAUAGUACUCAUUAUAGUCAUAAUUUGUAUGGUUAGAAAUAAGCAUCAGAAAGAAGAAAUUUACAGCACACCUUUAACAGUAAGACCACCACCAGAUGAAGGAUAUGCCAAUUUAGAUUUUACAUCAUCACGUCAGCAGCGAGUCUGA